UCUUUUCAUGGCGUGAAAGACAGGCGGCCCGAGUUCAACGCCUUCCUCUCUCUCCUCCGUCUCUGUUUACUCCUUUUAGAUUACAAUCAAAUCCACAUAUAUAAAACAGAGAGAGACGAGAGAAACUCCCCUCAGCUUAACUGGAAAGGGGAAGCACACAUACAAACACAAAUAAAAAUAGUACAUCAGUACAAAAAUAUACAGAGAGAAAGAGGAGAGGGAGAGAGCCGAAGAUAGUGGCCGUUUCAACGGCCAUCCCCACAUCAACAAUCUGGUUGGCAUAGACCACCUAAUCCCAUUGCCCAUCAUCAUCCAUUCCUCUCCCAAAUUCGUUCCUUUUUUUCCUGGAAAAUCUACAGCAACAAGAAAAGCAAAGAAAAGUUGGGAAUUCUUUUCGUGUUCUGUCUUGCCAUUAGCCUGCAUCCACCAUACGGGCUUGCAGGCUAUAAGGUAAUCUCCGAUACCCAAUUCUUUAUACAUCCAGAUCUCUCUCUGUUGUUUUCAUUUUUUCCUAGUUUCCGCUCGUUGAGUUUUGUACCGUUAGAUUAUAUAGGAAGAGGUAGAGAGAGCAGGAUGCAGCAUAAUAUAUUCACUUCAAUGCGUAGCUUGAAGCUUAUAGAUGGGUGUAAAGGUACCCAGGUUUACGCUAUCAAUCCAACCGGUCCACCCCCUCCGGCUCCAGGUGGAGGUGGUGGGGGAGUAGGCGACAAGCUUCUUCACCAUUUGCAAGAUCAUCUUAGAGUUAAUUCUGUUCGAUCGAAAUCGAAUGGAACCUGCCAAGCUCCAAAUGGUCACACCACAGUUAAUGUCGUGACCAAGAGCCUCCUCCCGUUUGGCCUUCCGGAGAUUGACCAGAUCGAGCCACAGAUCGAGCCCUGCCUCAAGUUCGUUGAUUUUGUCGAGACCCUCGCAGACUUGUAUCGCCGGAUCGAGAGUUGCCCGCAGUUUGAGAAAUCGGGUUUGUAUAUUGAGCAAUACGCGGUGUUUCGGGGAUUAUCGGAUCCGAAACUCUUAAGGAGGAGCCUCAGGUCCGCGAGGCAGCAUGCAGUUGACGUGCACGCGAAGGUAGUGCUCGCGGCGUGGUUACGGUUCGAAAGGAGAGAGGAUGAGCUGAUUGGCACAUCUUCCAUGGAUUGUCACGGAAGAAAUCUUGAAUGUCCUAAGGCCACUUUGGUAUCUGGGUACGACCCGGAGUCCAUUAAUGACCCCUGUAUAUGUACCAGGAAUCCUAGAGAGGAUAUUGAUGACGAUACAAUGAUGGAAGGAGAGGAGUGCUCAACUUCGGAGGAGGAGGGUGAUAUGUCGUUUUGUAUUGGAGAUCAGGAGGUAAGGUGCGUGAGAUACAAUAUCGCUUCUCUUUCGAGACCUUUUAAGGCAAUGUUGUAUGGUGACUUCACAGAAUCACGGAGGGAGAAGAUAAAUUUCACUCAGAAUGGGAUUUCGGUUGAGGGGAUGAGAGCUGCUGAGAUAUUUAGCAAGACUAAAAGAUUAGGUUCUUUUGAUAUACGGCUUGUUUUAGAGCUUCUGUCAUUGGCAAACAAGUUUUGUUGUGAUGAAAUGAAAGCUGCUUGCGAUGCUCAUUUGGCAUCAUUGGUUUGUAACAUGGAGGAUGCAAUGUUGCUAAUUGAGUAUGGAUUAGAAGAGAGGGCUUAUCUUCUAGUAGCCGCUUGCUUGCAGGUGUUCUUGAGAGAGCUGCCUAGUUUGAUGCAUAAUCCUAAAGUGGCGAAGUUGUUUUGUACUUCAGAAGGUAAGGAGAGACUGGAUCUAGUUGGGCACGCUUCCUUUUUGUUGUAUUAUUUUUUAAGUCAGAUUGCUCUGGAGGAAGAGCUGAAAUCAAACACCACUGUGAUGCUUUUGGAGAGGUUGCUGGAGUGUGCAACUGAAGCUUGGGAAAAACAACUAGCCUAUCAUCAGUUAGGGAUCGUGUUCCUUGAAAGGAAGGAGUAUAAAGAUGCCCAGAAUUGGUUUGAGGCAGCUGUUGAAGUAGGUCAUGUAUACUCACAAGUGGGAGUGGCAAGGGCCAAGUACAAUCGUGGUCACAAGUAUACGGCAUACAAGCUGAUGAAUUCGCUCAUUUCUGAUUAUACACCCGUUGGGUGGAUGUAUCAGGAACGUUCUUUAUAUUGUAUUGGGAAGGAGAGGGUGGCAGAUUUGAACACUGCAACAGAAUUGGAUCCAACCCUUUCUUAUCCAUACAAGUACAGGGCUGUUGCCUUGGUUGGGGAGAAUAAGAUUGGAGCUGCAAUAUCAGAAAUCAAUAAAAUAAUUGGUUUUAAGGUGUCUCCGGAUUGUCUUGAAUUACGGGCUUGGAUCUCAAUUGCCUUAGAGGAUUAUGAAGGCGCCCUUAGAGAUGUCCAGGCACUCCUGACUCUGGACCCAAACUACAUGAUGUUUCACCGGAAGAUGCAAGGUGACCACUUGGUAGAACUUCUCAGCCCUCUUAUUCAGCAAUGGAGUCGGGCUGACUGCUGGAUGCAGCUGUAUGAUAGGUGGUCCUCUGUUGAUGACAUAGGCUCACUAGCUGUUGUGCAUCAUAUGUUAACACAUGACCCUGGGAAGAGCCUCUUACGGUUUCGACAAUCUCUCCUCCUUCUACGGCUAAAUUGUCAGAAGGCAGCAAUGCGUAGUCUGCGUUUGGCAAGAAAUUGUUCUACUUCCGAGCAUGAAAGGCUUGUGUAUGAAGGUUGGAUUUUGUAUGACACUGGCCAUCGUGAAGAAGCUCUAGCUAAAGCUGAAGAAUCCAUCUCUAUCCAGAGAUCAUUUGAAGCUUUUUUCCUCAAAGCCUAUGCUUUAGCAGAUUCAAAUGUUGGUGGUGAGUCUUCAACUGAUGUUGUCCAACUUCUAGAGGAAGCUCUCAGAUGUCCUUCAGAUGGCCUCCGAAAAGGACAAGCACUGAAUAAUCUUGGGGCUGUUUAUGCUGAUUGUAAUAAGUUGGAUCUUGCUACUGACUGCUACAUGAAUGCACUCAAUAUCAAGCAUACACGUGCACAUCAGGGUCUGGCUCGUGUAUAUCUUCUAAAAAAUCAGCGGAAAGCUGCAUACGAGGAGAUGACAAAACUGAUAGAGAAAGCCUGGAACAAUGCCUCAGCUUAUGAGAAACGUUCAGAGUACUGCGACGGUGACAUGGCAAAGAGUGACCUUAAUAGGGUGAUACAACUAGAUCCGAUGAGGACGUACCCUUAUAAAUACAGAGCAGCUGUUUUAAUGGAUGACCAUAAAGAAUCUGAAGCCAUAGCAGAGCUAACAAGAGCCAUAGCUUUCAGGCCGGACUUUCAGCUACUGCAUCUUCGAGGAGCAUUUCAUGAAUCAAUGGGUGAUCAUGUCUCUACCAUUCGAGACUGUGAAGCAGCUCUCUGUCUCGAACCCAGCCAUGCUGAUACUCAUGAUACCUAUAAUAAAGUAAGGGAGCAUAUUGAGGAAUAAAACAAGUGAGGGGUAGACAUUUGUAGUUCUGCUAUAUCUUCAUUUCAUUACAUGGGCAACUGGAUUGUUGCUGCUCUUAUCUUCCUUUUUUUUUAUUUUUAAUUUUUUUGGGAUGAGAGAGGCCAAUAUUUGUGGGGGGCGCAAUCCUCUUUUCCGAUAAUUCCCAGACUAGGAACAUUCAAAUGCAGAUCUGCUGUGGCCUGCAGCAGAGAAGGAAUGUUGGGAAGAAAGAAGAGUUGGGUUUGAAUUAGGGGAAAGUUAGAGAGCAAGUUAACUUGUAAAUAUCUGUAUUAUUAUCUAUACAUGGGGAUCAGUUACAAUACAAACAGUGCAGUCUGCUCCUGUUGUGAUUGCCCUGACAUUCCAUUUUUGCGAAAUGGGUUGAAAUAGCCGUGAAGCCCCUGAUUCUGGAGGAACAUAUACGAAAUGGCAGAUUGUUAUAAUAUCUGUCCUAUUUAGAGAUCUACAGUGUACAACUUUUGCAACAUGGUGUACAAUAAUGUAUCAUAUUACUUUGAGCAUUGUGUA
Molecule: messenger RNA, 3951 nt
Organism: Tripterygium wilfordii
Lineage: Eukaryota; Viridiplantae; Streptophyta; Magnoliopsida; Celastrales; Celastraceae
Product: ethylene-overproduction protein 1
Exons: 4
Coding region: 574-3423 (949 amino acids)
Biological process (GO): negative regulation of ethylene-activated signaling pathway
Molecular function (GO): protein binding
Source: RefSeq, a predicted model, not a curated record